Alnus glutinosa is the source of this 2432-nucleotide messenger RNA. RefSeq names its product lysine--tRNA ligase, cytoplasmic. Gene Ontology annotation, biological process: lysyl-tRNA aminoacylation. Bases 270 to 2189 code for a protein of 639 amino acids. NCBI's taxonomy places the organism in Eukaryota, Viridiplantae, Streptophyta, Magnoliopsida, Fagales, Betulaceae. Gene Ontology annotation, cellular component: cytoplasm; cytosol. The record is from RefSeq and is a predicted model, not a curated record. The transcript has 17 exons. Gene Ontology annotation, molecular function: tRNA binding; lysine-tRNA ligase activity; ATP binding.
AGUGAGUACUCGUAGUGCUUACAUGGCGAGAUCAUAACGAUCGAUUCAGUCUAGCGCAAAACUACGCAGUGUAGCGGACCCAAACCCGCCUCUGCUCCCGGAGUCCCACUCACUCAAACCCUAGGUUUUUUGGGCUCCCAAACCCUAGUUACUUUUGCGGCUUAAUACUCCCAUUUCCUCCCCUCUGGGAUACCCAAAACCCUCUCUCUCUCUCUCACCACAGCGCGGGAUUUUCACCAAGAUAUUUGGUCGUUAUAAGGCUAACGAGAAUGGAGGGCUCAGUCGACGAGAAGGCGAAAGCGGUCUCGUCUUCAGCAACGGACUCCUCCGCUUCCGAAGAAACCCUCAGCAAAAAUGCACGGAAGAAGGAAUUGAAGAAUAAGCAGAAGGAAGAGGAAAGGCGGCGCAAGGAGGAGGAGAAGGCGAAACAGGCUGCUGGCAUGGUGGAUUCCCAGGGUAAGAAAUCUGCAGCAGUUGAUGAUGAGGAUAUGGAUCCAACGCAAUACUUCGAAAAUAGGCUGAAAUAUCUUGCAGCCCAGCGGGCAGCGGGUGAGGAGCCAUAUCCUCACAAAUUCCCUGUUUCGAUGUCUGUCCUUGAAUAUAUAGAGAAGUAUGGAGUUUUAAGCUAUGGGGAGCAUCUUGAGGAUGUUACAGUAAAUUUGGCUGGGCGCAUCAUGAGCAAACGUUCAUCCUCUUCAAAGCUGUUCUUUUAUGAUUUACAUGGUGGCGGUGUUAAAGUCCAAGUUAUGGCUGAUGCUAGCAAGUCAGACAUGAAUGAAGCCGAAUUUUCUAGUUUCCAUUCUAAUGUGAAGCGUGGUGAUAUUGUUGGUGUAAAGGGGUUUCCAGGGAAAACUAAAAGGGGGGAGCUAAGUAUUUUUCCAAAAUCAUUCAUAGUCUUAUCACAUUGUCUCCAUAUGAUGCCGAGGCAAAAGGCAAAAGGUGCUUCUGACAACACCAAUUUGAAGGUGAAAAAAGAUGAAUGGUUUAAUGUUGUUAAGAGUUUACUUCAUGAUCUCACUGCUUUCUUACUAUUGCAGAAAGUCGAGUCAUGGGUCCCAGGAAGUACCAGAAAUCUUGAAACAUAUAUUUUGAAAGAUCAGGAAACUCGUUAUCGACAACGCUAUCUGGAUUUGAUGGUAAAUACAGAGGUUCGCCAAAUAUUCAGGACCAGAUCUAAGAUCGUCUCCUAUAUUCGAAGCUUUCUUGACAAUCUGGAUUUCUUGGAGGUCGAAACACCAAUGAUGAACAUGAUUGCUGGUGGAGCAGCUGCUCGUCCAUUUGUGACACAUCACAAUGACCUGAACAUGAAGUUGUUCAUGCGCAUUGCACCCGAGCUCUUUCUUAAGGAGCUAGUUGUUGGUGGGCUUGACCGUGUUUAUGAGAUAGGAAAACAAUUCAGAAAUGAGGGUAUUGAUUUGACUCAUAAUCCUGAGUUCACCACCUGUGAGUUCUACAUGGCUUUUGCUGACUACAAUGACUUGAUGGGGCUCACUGAGGAAAUGUUGAGUGGGAUGGUCAAGGAACUUACUGGUGGAUAUAAAAUUAAAUAUCAUGCAAAUGGGCUUGAUAAGGAUCCAAUUGAGAUUGACUUCACUCCUCCUUUUAGAAGGAUUGACAUGAUAGAGGAAUUAGAGAAAAUGGCAAACCUCAAUAUUCCCAAGGACAUCUCCAGUGAUGAUGCCAACAAAUAUCUCAAAGAUGCAUGCAUGAAGUAUGAGAUUAAAUGCCCCCCUCCUGAAACAACAGCACGUUUGUUGGACAAACUUGUAGGGCACUUCUUAGAAGAGACGUGUGUAAAUCCCACUUUUAUAACCAACCAUCCUGAAAUAAUGAGUCCUUUGGCGAAGUGGCAUAGAGAGAAACCAGGCCUUACUGAACGUUUUGAAUUGUUCAUUAACAAGCAUGAACUCUGCAAUGCAUACACCGAAUUGAAUGAUCCUGUGGUACAACGCCAGCGAUUCGCUGAUCAACUCAAGGACCGGCAAUCGGGUGAUGAUGAAGCAAUGGCUUUGGAUGAAACGUUCUGUAUGGCUCUUGAGUAUGGGUUGCCUCCAACUGGUGGUUGGGGAUUGGGUGUUGAUCGGCUAACUAUGUUGUUAACUGAUUCUCAAAACAUUAAGGAGGUUCUUCUCUUCCCAGCCAUGAAACCUCAAGAUGAAUCUUCUGCUAAAGCAACUACAGGAGCUUAGGAAGUUGGAGAUGAACUUACAAAAAGAAAAAAAUGAAGUCCGAAACGCUGAAAGUUGGAACUACUUUUUUUAUUUCCUCAACCCCCAAAGUUGUGGGGUUGGCAUUGAUCGUUAUAGAGUUGCUUUCUUUUAUUUGACCCUGACUGAUCGGUAUAGUUUAUAACGGCAUACCAUGCCUGUUUAUUUUUGAGAUGAUAUCGCUCCAUUUCUUGCAAAUGAAGUACCAUGUUGAAUUUUUUGAUA